GUCUUGGAUGGUUCCCUCCGGCUAGUUCUCUCUGAUCAGUACUUUCACUCGGAAUUUUUUAAAGAUUCCACUUAUUCGCAUAUCACUCACGAUUUUCCAACAUGUCGGACGUCGAAGAUGCAAUGGACGUGGAUGUCCCGUCGUCCAAGGUCCAGUUCAGCUCCGACAACACGAACGCCAAAGCCAAGAGACCGGCAGCAGAUUUGCCAGUAGAGGCUCAAGACAACCUGCCUUGGGUGGAGAAAUACCGACCGGAUACCCUCGAGGAUGUCUCGGGACACCACGAUAUCAUCGCUACGAUUAACCGAUUUGUAGACAAGAAUCGUCUCCCUCAUCUACUGUUAUACGGUCCCCCAGGAACCGGAAAGACCUCUACGAUUCUGGCCCUCGCGAGACGGAUUUAUGGCACCAAGAACAUGCGACAGAUGGUGCUGGAGCUCAACGCGAGUGACGACCGAGGCAUUGACGUGGUUCGGGAACAGAUCAAGACAUUUGCCAGCACCAAGCAGAUCUUCUCCAUGGCGCCCCAGACAGCCGGCGGCUCCUCUCUCGCAUCGUACAAGUUGAUUAUCCUGGACGAAGCGGACGCAAUGACCUCGACCGCACAGAUGGCACUCCGACGGAUCAUGGAGCGGUAUACGGCCAACACCCGAUUCUGCAUUAUCGCCAACUAUACCCACAAGCUGUCGCCAGCUCUACUGUCGCGGUGUACGCGAUUCCGAUUCAGCCCGUUGAAGGAGCAAGAUAUUCGGGUGCUAGUCGACAAGGUUGUUGAGCAGGAGCAGGUGAACAUCCAGCCCGACGCUGUGGAUAGCUUGGUCACGUUGAGUCAGGGUGAUAUGCGACGGGCGCUGAAUGUGCUCCAGGCGUGCCAUGCCAGCAGUAAACCGCUCCCACUGAAGAAUGCCCCCAAGGACGAGCCCGUACCGGAGCUUGAACUGAUCACCAACGAAACCAUCUACGACUGCAUUGCGGCACCGCACCCGUCGGAUAUCCAAGAGAUCAUGACCACAUUGCUGGCCACCAGCGACGUGACUUCGUGUCUCAACACUCUCAACACAUUGAAGCUCACCAAGGGUCUGGCGUUGGCCGAUAUCCUGGCUGCGUUGGCUGAGCAGUUGCAACGGCUGGAGGUACCACCGCAGACUCGGAUCACUUGGCUGCAAGGCCUUGCGGAGAUUGAAUGGCGACUGGCGGGCGGAGGGUCGGAGACAAUGCAGACCGGGGGAGUGGUCGGAGUGGUGCGCAAUGGAUGUGAACUGAUGGGCAACAAGGGUGUUGGUGUGGGGCAGUAGUGGGAUGAUAGAGGAGCAACGAUGCAUGAAACGGUGUUUGGGUCUUUUUUUCUUGUUUUCUUUUCUACUAGAUUCAACUGGCGAUACAAGUAUCAUUUGGAUGAUGUAUGAACACACCACAUACCAGCAGAGCGUCG
Aspergillus candidus is the source of this 1432-nucleotide messenger RNA. RefSeq names its product replication factor C subunit 3. The coding region runs from base 102 to 1295 and encodes 397 amino acids. The record is from RefSeq and is a predicted model, not a curated record. Gene Ontology annotation, biological process: DNA repair; DNA-templated DNA replication. NCBI's taxonomy places the organism in Eukaryota, Fungi, Ascomycota, Eurotiomycetes, Eurotiales, Aspergillaceae. The transcript is spliced from 5 exons. Gene Ontology annotation, cellular component: Elg1 RFC-like complex; nucleus; DNA replication factor C complex. Gene Ontology annotation, molecular function: ATP hydrolysis activity; ATP binding; DNA clamp loader activity.